CAUAGCAAUUAUCAGGAUAACUAAUGUCCUUAGAAAUGUUACUUCAACUAUACAUUCAGUCCGAAAAUUGCAUUUCGUCAGGCGAGUCGUACUGUUCCCUGGUUCGUCACGACGACUCCUUGCAAGUCUCAGGCGAACUACACGCAAAGCUGGCGUAGUUUUUCCUCCGGAUACUGGCGUGUUUAUCACAACUCAGUGUCAACUGUCUUGUCUGUAGUGGUUACUCUCAAUCCGUUCAAUAGAUAAGUUCCUCCCAGUUACCUUUGUGGCUGGAAAAGACCAAUGCGAGACCUUUGUUCUUCGCCGCUAAGCUCAUAAAUACGUAAUGACCUGGUGCUUGUCUGGCCGCUCAAGUGGCGUCCAGUCACCUGUUCCUCACCAUAGCAACAAAAGUUUACCCGGCUUUGUGUCAGAGGCUGCACGAGAAUGGCGGAGUCGACUCCCCUUUCGGGAACAGGCGGCGUAUCUUUUACCUUACGUGAAUUGUGCACAGUGAUCAUUUGAUUGUCGGACACCGAUCCCGUAUCCAGCCAGCGGCGCGACGGACACCUGUUCUCGGCCGGGGCGGCAAGGAAACAGGACUCGUACGCGGCCGGGAGUUUUUCACUACGGACCGGCCUAGGCCAGCAUGCCAGCACACUCCGCUUAAGUCAACGUUGCCUUGCUCGCGGGCUAUGUUUGCCUGGUUUGUUGUCUGUCCUGAAUAGGCCACCAACGGCUGAUAUGUACUGUCUCCUGGACGAAUCUCAAACCUUCUAUUUUCCUGUGUUUUUAGACUGUUUUGUGUUCAUCUUUGAAGGUAUGAAGUAACCAUAUUGAACGAGUCCGUUGCGAACAAGUGUUGUUCCAGAGUGCCCAUUGUAACCAACACAGAACACUUCCUGGUUAAUGAAAGAUUUGGCGCGGCACGGUCCCCACAUCGAUACCAGGAUGCCGGUCGCCACGACGCGCUUAGAACAACUGCAGAUCAUCAAGCUGCUGCAAUGUGUGAGGCUGGAGGAUCGCCCACAGAUAGAGAAGAUGACCAUGCAAGGCAUCCCCUCCCUCAUCAACUACAGCGAGCCGAACCAAGGGGAGUCCGUGCUACACCUGGCAGCCGUCACCAACAACGAGGAACUGGUCAAGUUCCUGCUCGGGCUGGGAGCUCACCCGAACGUGCAGGACUUUGAGGGCAGGACGCCGGUCAUGAGAGCCGCCGAGUACGGGCAUGACACCACCAUGGAAGUCUUAGCCAAGGCUGGUGCCGAUAUGAAGAUCGUGGACAAAAAUGGAAGAGGUAUACUGUUCUACUGUAUCUGCCCCACCCAACGCCAUACCCACUGUCUGGAGAUCGCCCUGCAGCACGGAGCCCCAGUCAACAACAAAGCCCACGACGGCAAACCGGUCCUCACAGUGGCCUGCUCCACUGCCACAGAGAAUGAGGAGAUGUGCAUCAAGCUUCUGGAGAAAGGAGCAGAUCCCAACAUUAAACAUGAGUUGAUGGGCACCACUCCUCUGAUGGAGGCAGCUGGUGCAGGGAGCGCCGCCGUGGUCAGGUGCAUCCUGCAGAAGGGAGGAGACGUGAACGCUGUGGACAGGAAGGGUCACCACGCUGCACACAGGGCCGCCACAGGGGGGUUCUUUGACGUGCUGAAGGUCAUGGCCGCCUUUGGUGCAGACUUUAACCAGGUGGCUUCAGACGGCAAUACGCCCAUCCACUAUGCUGCUAGAGGAGGACAUGACAGUUGCUGCAAGUUCCUGGCACAAAGAGGCUGCCCGCCAAAGUUGAAGAACAGUGAUGGCAUGACACCAAGGGCCAUUGCUAAGGAAGCAGGCAGCAAGGCAUCAGGAAAAGAACUCAGGAAGGCAGAAAAUGCCUAUGCCAAGUACUCCAAACCUGGCAUGAAAAACCCUAAUGCCCCUUGGAUGGUAUUUCUGUAUGAUUGGUGUGUGGAAAGACAGGACGACCUUAUAGCAGAAUUUUCAAAACUAUACACUGGAGAUGAUGAAAAGGACUACAAAGUCAACAAGGAAGACUUCAUCCAGGUGUUGAAAAGGCUGAAAGCACCAAUUCCUGAUGACGACCAUAUGAAGAAACUUGUGACGGAGCAUGAUAAGACUAGGGAAGGGGUUAUUGACACAAAGGUGUUCCUAUCAGGGAAGCAGUUCCUCUCCAAAACCUACCUUAUGUCUAGUUAUGAACCCAAAUCUAAGAAGAAGAAAAAGGGAGGGAAGAAGGGUAGGAAGAAGGGAGGAAAGACAAAGAUCUAUGUUCCAAUCUGUACUCUGCCUGAAGGCCCCCGGAUGCCUGGUGGUGCUCCUCCUGCUCACCUGAUCCCACGGGCCACUCACUGGACAGACACGGGGAGGUUUGACCGGGACCACCCCCCGCAGCACCCCCUACAGGACGACUCCUGGUGGUACCUGCAGCAUCCACAGAAAACCUACAUCAACAUCAGUGAAGCUGCAAAACUGGGAGACAUAGAGUCACUGAAACAAGCCUUCCAGAACAACUAUCCUGUGGACACCAGAGACAAGUAUUUCAAGACCCCUUUGAUGUGUGCAGCAGCCCAUGGUCACAUUGAAAUUACCAAGUAUCUCCUGGAGAUGGGUGCCAGCGUUAAUGCAGUAGACAACUUCCGCUGGACACCCCUGCACCACGCCUGCCACGGGGGCCAGGUGGACGUGGUGACGACCCUGGUGAGCGCUGGGGCCGACAUCGACGCACAGACCAUGAACGGGGCCACACCUCUGAUGAGGGCCAUCGAGUGCUCCAACGAACCCAUUGUGAGUUUCCUGAUUGAGCAGGGAGUCAACAUGAGGAAGGAAAACAAGAAAGAACACAAUGCGUUGGAUACUGCCAAGGAAUGGGCCGAUCCCCGGGUGCUGUCGAUCGUGCAGGCUAAGUUUGACUCUCUGCCUGCCCCGAAGAAGAAGAAGGGCGGUCGGGCAGCAAAGAAGAGCCCCGCCACACGGCCACAGACGGUUCCUCCCAUUCCCUACGGGAAAGGUGACGGGCCUGAUGGAGGGAAGAAGUCCCCAGAACUAGGUAAGGUGAAGGACAUGGUGCCGGAGUUCAUGCCUCCGCUGCAGACGCCUCCUCCCCGGUCAGCUGACAGGAGAAGCUCCGUCAUCCGCGUGCAGUCCAGCAUGGCGGGGCGUAUCGAGGAGCGGGAGGACAUCCAGUACGAACCCAAGAAGGUGUGGACCAACCAGCCCACUAAAGACGAGCUGCUACUGAAGAAGGACACGGAGAGGACCAGGUGGGGGUAUGAACUGGACUUCCCCAACUACAAACCUCCCUUCCAGAAGAACAUCGCCUCAAGGGUGGAGUUAUUUGGUGGGCCAGAAGACUGAGAACUACUACAGUACUAUCAUUGAUUAAGUCACAUUCGCCAUAGAUCGUUGUUUUGAUGCUGUAGAAUUUUCAAGCAGGCUGUGACAAAACCAACCAUCGACAUGAAUCGAAGACAGCCUUUUCUGUGACUAUACAGAUGAAUCUUAUAGUAUAAGUGCAUACUGCCCCAGGAAUAUCCAUUCAUGCAACAAUCUCUUGACGCAUGUGACUGGGCCCUGUGGGGUAUCUCAAAUUAAAAAAUUUAAGACUACAUGAAAUAUUAUAUAUCUUCGAUGUGGAAAUUAUCAACUUGAAGAAUAAAGUACAGUAUUUUGUAAGAUAAAUGAGAUUACUCCAAGAUUAAAUAAUUGGAUCAUAACAUCAAUGGUCUUCCAACUGCUGUUUAUGUUGAGAUUAUAGGCAACUUGAGGUCUACAGGAGUGUGGCAAUUGGCUAUUGAAUUUAAGAUUAUUAAGCAUUUGUUAGCACAAGCAGGUUACAACCUCCUUGGUACUAGUACAACUGGCUCAGGAUGUGUGCAAGUAUUCAUGUCAGAGAUUGUUUGACAAUGUAUUUUAAAAUUAAAAUCUGUUUAGAGGUAAAUCAAGAGUGUAUAUCAAAUGUUAAAGAAUUUAAAUCUGAAUAGCUAUGACAGCAUAUUGUGCAAUACACAAUGUAGGCACAAGCCUAGGGAGUGAUUUCUGAAUGGCUGAAUUUUUCUUUGAAAAGUGAUGUAACUACAGUAUAUUUUCAUCUUGUCAAAAUUCCCACAACUUAAUUUCCUUCAAAGAGAGAAGUGGAAACAGUGUCAAAUGUUUACCUAAUACUGCCAACAUGUGUGCUCAUCUUCUUCCAGCUCAGUUGAGUCUUUCCAAGGAUCAAUAACCUGAAACAGAAAAUCUGGAUUUUCUUGAGAUUUAGUGUAAAAUUCAGGCCCGACCCAGUGGAACUUUACAACAGCUUAAGAGUUUGCUCAAUACUUUUUGAACCAUACACAUUUCUCAAGUACUUGUAUGUUGUUUGGGCUGUAGUAGAAUUUUCCUUCUCUUCUAAUGAUGAAUACAGGUACAAUACUCUGAUAUUAUGUUGAACAAUGACAGGACUUAGCUUGUAUGCUAACAGUUUUGUGUUUUUGAGAUACCAUUAGCCAAUCAAGGAAAAUAUAACUUUUGUAGAACACCCACAUAGUGCAGGAACAGUGAUGAAAAAGAGCAAUGAAAAUGACAAGUCUGUUACUGUUCUAAUGAUUUAUGUGUUAAGGCUUAUAUCUUACAUGUUGCUUAACUUUUAUUACAUUUACUAAGGAUGUUAAAACUCCUUGCAUUUACCAAACACGGUUCUUUCUUCUCAUUUACAUUCUAUGUACAGCUUGUUUGAGAUUAUAAUUAUGGAUGAUUGAUCUUCAAGUUUGAAUAAACAUUCUUGCUGGACAUGAUUAAGAAUUCUCAU
Molecule: messenger RNA, 4765 nt
Organism: Branchiostoma floridae (Florida lancelet)
Lineage: Eukaryota; Metazoa; Chordata; Leptocardii; Amphioxiformes; Branchiostomatidae
Product: ankyrin repeat and EF-hand domain-containing protein 1-like
Exons: 7
Coding region: 889-3336 (815 amino acids)
Molecular function (GO): protein binding
Source: RefSeq, a predicted model, not a curated record